Molecule: messenger RNA, 1364 nt
Organism: Capsella rubella
Lineage: Eukaryota; Viridiplantae; Streptophyta; Magnoliopsida; Brassicales; Brassicaceae
Product: probable pectinesterase 56
Exons: 3
Coding region: 44-1084 (346 amino acids)
Biological process (GO): cell wall modification
Molecular function (GO): pectinesterase activity; pectinesterase inhibitor activity
Source: RefSeq, a predicted model, not a curated record
UUCUUCAAAUUAAGAGAAAUCUCCAAAUCUUGAAGGUUCGACAAUGGGUUCUUCUGCCAAGAUGCAACUUCUAGCUUUGAUUUUUCUACUGAUAGCUCCAGCACUCUCCCUUGAUCAGGUACCUAAGGAUAAAGGCGCCGACUUCAUUGUUGCCAAGGACGGCACAGGUCACUACUCCACUGUGAACCAAGCAGUUGCAGCUGCUCCGGAGGGUAGCGUGAAGAGAUUUACAAUUUAUGUCAAGAGAGGAGUCUACCGAGAAGUGGUUCGGGUCGGAGAAAAGAAAUCCAACAUCACUAUAAUCGGCGACGGAAAAGACUUAACCAUUCUCACAGGAAAUUUGAACCACCACGACGGCACCAAGACUUUUGACUCGGCGACACUUGCUGUUGAAGGAGUUGGAUUUGUGGCACAGGAUUUAUGCAUCCAAAAUACUGCUGGGCCACAAAAAGGGCAGGCUGUAGCUCUUCUCAUAAAUGCUAAAAGAGCAGUCGUGUAUCGCUGCAGAAUUGAAGGGUUUCUGGACACACUCUAUGCUUUCUCGGGUGACCAAUUCUACCGUGACUGUCAAAUCACGGGAACAGUGGAUUUUAUAUUUGGUCAUGCAACAGCGGUCUUUCAGAAUUGCCAGAUCAAGGCACGCAAACCGGGUGAAGGACAAACCAAUGUUUUGACCGCACAAUCUCGUGACACUAAGUCUGAUUUCUCGGUGUUUUCGUUCCAGCAAUGCAACCUAACGGCAAGUUCUGAGCUUAGACUAACCAACGGAACUGUAAAGACGUUUUUGGGACGUCCAUGGCAUGCAUUUUCAACCGUUGUCUUCAUGGAGUGUUUUAUCGACGGCUUCGUAGAUUCAGCGGGAUGGCUCCCAUGGCAUUUGAAGGAUCAUGCAACCUUGUCGACUCUUUACUAUGGUGAAUACAAAAAUUCAGGCCCGGGAGCAGAUACAACUAAGAGGGUUAGUUGGAAAGGGUACAAAAUAAUCACGGAUCGUAUUGAAGCUGCUAGGUUUACUGUGGGAAAACUCUUUCCAGAACAUUUGUGGAUCAAGUCCACUGGCAUUCCAUAUCAACUAGGCCUAUGAUUAGUUUAGGAGUUCGCCUUUACUACUGCAUCAUCGUAAUCCUUUUCUAGUGUAAUCAAGCUAGUUGAUAUGGACGUCUCCUCCAGUAAAUCCUCAAAGUAGGUCAAGCCAUCCGUAGUAAGACACCGUCAUAUAUUCGACGAACAAUUAGGCAUCUGUUCAAUGAACUUAUUACAUAACUAUUUAAUUGUAGAAGGAAACUGAUUUUAAACCCACCUGGGUUAAUAUUAUCUAGCUUGUCAGUUUGACAUUCGGAUGCUAAAGAUAGUUUUUUCUUCAA